AUGGCGCAACCGUUGGAUCUCGCAAAGACACUCGUCAAGUCUGUUAUGCGCGCUUUCUACGAAACGCGCCACAUUUUGAUUAUCGACGCCUUGAUCAUUCACUCUGCGCUUCGAGACGAUGACUUGGCUUACCUGAUGGCGACCAACACGAAGGAUCUCCACAAAGCAUGCGGGAAGCUCAGAGAGGACCGCUUUCUCGCCGUAUACACGAGAUUGGAAUAUCGCGAAGACCCAAAGAACCCUGAAGCGAAACCUCGUCCCGUCAACCGAACAUACUACUACAUCGACUACCGCCAGACCAUCGAUGCCAUCAAGUGGCGUGUGUACACUGUUGACAAGCAGAUCCAAGGCACCACCGUGCCAGCGAGCGAACGCAAAGAGUACUUCUGUGGGCGCUGCAAAUCGGAAUGGACGCAGAUGGAGGUGCUUGACAAUGUUGGCCCCGAGGGCUUCGUCUGUCAUCGGUGCGGCGCUCCCCUCACCCACGAUCUCGAGCGCAACUCGACCGGUCACGAGCAAUCAACCCGGCUGAAUAACCAGUUCAAGUUUAUCACUGAACUGCUGCCACGUAUCGAUGAGAUGGUUGUACCGGACAAUACAUUCGACAUUGCAAUCAGCAAAGCCCUGCCCGUUGUCCGCGACGCAAGCUACCAAUCCGUGACGACCAUACCCGUCUCAUCCUUGCAACCGACAUCAGUCAAGGGUCUUGAUAACGUCGGGCCCAAGUCAAUGUCUGUCAGCAUCUCCACAUCUGAUGGGCCGUCGGAGGCCGAGAAGGCCGCGGAGAAGGCGCGCAAGGAGAAGGUUGCGCAGCAGAAUGCGCUUCCCUCAUGGAUGUCGAACAGUACGGUCACUGGCGAGUCCUUCUCAGCUCAAGCAGGCCCUACACCUGCUACCAAGAUCGAAGAAAUGGACGAAAAGGACGCUGUGGUUAAGUCAACAAACAACCCAGAACACGCAGAACUGGACGACUACUUUGCCCGCCUCAAAGCAGAGCAAGAGGCCGAAGCAGCAAGGGCGAUGGAGGAGGAAGAGGACGAUGAUGACGAUGAGGAGGAGGACGCAUUUGAGGAUGUGACGCCAAGCAUCGCGACUCCAGCCCCAGCUAUUAAGACGGAGCCAUCACCAGACUCGGAAGAAAGAGUAGUUAAAAAGGUCAAGGUAGAAGCACCAGCGGAUGGGGAGGAUGGUGAAAGUGAUGAAGACAUGGAAUUCGAGGACGUCUAG
Molecule: messenger RNA, 1227 nt
Organism: Colletotrichum spaethianum
Lineage: Eukaryota; Fungi; Ascomycota; Sordariomycetes; Glomerellales; Glomerellaceae
Product: transcription initiation factor IIE subunit beta
Exons: 3
Coding region: 1-1227 (408 amino acids)
Biological process (GO): transcription initiation at RNA polymerase II promoter; transcription open complex formation at RNA polymerase II promoter
Cellular component (GO): transcription factor TFIIE complex
Source: RefSeq, a predicted model, not a curated record